GAACAAAGCAGAGAGGGAGCAGAACAGCCAGAGGAGAAAUGAAAAAAGAGACCUGGAAGGUUGUUUGCAAGGAGGCAAUGUAAUUUGGAGCUGAGACGAUCUACAAGAAGAGGGAGACAAGAACCCGGAACUGACAGACACAGCUGGCAGAUUGCAAGGACUGGGGAUGGAAUCAUGGAUUGAAAUUAGAAGCGAGACAGAUUGAAAGGAGACGCUUCCAAAUGGCCAAGUGGGAAUACCUGGGCAGCUGAUGGAAGAACUGUGAGCUCUGCAGCCCUUCCAUCAUGAGCGACAACAGCACAGACUACGAUUUCCUAAUGGAUGCCUACAUAUAUUAUCAAUUAAGUGACUUGAUCGUUCUUAGCAUUGCCAUCUUUAUCUGCAUAUUUGGGGUGGUGGGGAAUGGGCUGGUUACCUGGUUACUCAGCAUCCACAGUACAAGUAACUCUUUCACCACCUAUAUCUUGCACCUGGCUGUGGCUGACUUGGGCACCCUUGUAUUUUUGAUGGUGCAUCUUAUUCUUUUGCUUGUGAACCGUUAUCAUGGCCUACUGUUCUAUGAUUUUAGUUCAGCUAUACAACUGAGAAAUCUCUUUCAUUGUACAUAUACAGCUGGUCUCUGUUUCCUUACUGCUCUCAGCGCAGAAAGGUGUCUGUCUCUCCUCUUUCCGGUCUGGUACCAAUGUCAUAGGUCAAGACGGCUCUCCUCCAUGUUAUCUUUUCUGAUCUGGACCUUGUCUGCCAUGUUCUAUGGGAUGCAAAUUUCAUUUUACAUGGUUUAUCACCAGAUUUUGAUCCCACUUCAUAUAAUGUUCAUAGUCAAUUUCUAUUUUUUGCCCUCCCUCCUUGGUGCCCUGCUUUUGGUCCUCCUUGCCAAGAUCUGUUGCAACUCCCAACCACUAUCACCAGGAAAUCUAAAUCUAGUUCUUCUUCUCUCCCUCCUUUGUGUCCUUUUACUCCGUGGCCCAUGGACUGUUGCAUCCUCCUUUGAUGACGACAGGCAAUUUCGCAAACUUUUUGUAUUUUCCCAGCUUAUCUUUUCUGUCAACAGCAGCGCCAAGCCUGUCUUUUAUUACUUUGUGGGCAAAGGGAUGAAAUGGUCAUCUCGAGAACCACUGAAGAUAGUGCUGCAGAGAGCUUUCUGGGAAGAAACGCCUUCCAGGGAUAAUCUGACUGCCAGAAAUGCAAGUGGCGUAGUAAGUUGCUGAAUCCGAACCACAAAGUGUCCAAACAAGCAGUGGAGGGAGAAGACAAGUUUUGUUUGUAGAGUAUUUGAGGAGCCAGGGGUGUGCAAUUCCCUAACCAGCUUCAUGGCCAUUUGCCUGCUACUAGACUUCAACACUCGAGCUGCAGUAAAUCUUCCUCUUUAGCCAGGCCUUGUCAGCUUCAGGGAUGUUAAUGGUACUCAUUAGCAUUUAAGUGUUAGUGUUUUAUGUUCAUUUUGAAUUGUGACCUCCCUGGAGCAUCCUAUGGACAGAACUGUGGGUUGUAAAUCAGAAUACUUAUAAACAAGUAUGUAAGUGUAAGUAUUCAGUAGUGGGCGACAACUUUACCAACUUUAGUAUCAGUUCUCCAACAUCUGCCAAUACUUAUUUACACUUAUGUAGAGGUGGGGUCCAGUGUUCUACUUUCCAUCUCUAUUCUGCUGCCAUUUUGUGUGUAAAAGGAUUAAGGCUAGAACAAAGAAAGUUCAUUCCCUUUGGAACUGUCCAUGCUAAGUAUCCACAGUAUUGUUUCCAGUGAUCAGUAAUUGGUGCCUGUCUACAAGAUGUAAAGUCUUGCCUGCUGUUCGUGUCUUUCUGUCCCCUCUUCCCACACCAUUUUUGCCUGUUUUUUGUCUCCUUUUUGCCAGUUAAUUGUUUUCAGUAAUAAACAUCAUGCUAUACUG
Candoia aspera is the source of this 1888-nucleotide messenger RNA. Its product is annotated as mas-related G-protein coupled receptor member X2-like. Lineage: Eukaryota; Metazoa; Chordata; Lepidosauria; Squamata; Candoiidae. Gene Ontology annotation, molecular function: G protein-coupled receptor activity. The coding region runs from base 285 to 1208 and encodes 307 amino acids. Gene Ontology annotation, cellular component: membrane. The transcript has 2 exons. The record is from RefSeq and is a predicted model, not a curated record. Gene Ontology annotation, biological process: G protein-coupled receptor signaling pathway.